Messenger RNA from Procambarus clarkii (red swamp crayfish), 1134 nucleotides. The record is from RefSeq and is a predicted model, not a curated record. NCBI's taxonomy places the organism in Eukaryota, Metazoa, Arthropoda, Malacostraca, Decapoda, Cambaridae.
AUGCAGGAGAGUUGCUUCUCAACGCCCACAAGUGAUAUCAGGAGACAUCCCCCAAUCCUCUUGGUACCCGAGUUAAAGACAAUGCCAGACAUCCUUCGAGGUGUUGAGUCCCCUCCAGCUGUUGCAUCUUGGCAGGGAGCACUGCAGGAGCAGGGAGCACUGCAGGAGCAGGGAGCGCCGCUGGUGCAGGGAGCGCCGCUGGUGCAGGGAGCGCCGCUGGUGCAGGGAGCGCCGCUGGUGCAGGGAGCGCCGCUGGUGCAGGGAGCGCCGCUGGUGCAGGGAGCGCCGCUGGUGCAGGGAGCGCCGCUGGUGCAGGGAGCGCCGCUGGUGCAGGGAGCGCCGCUGGUGCAGGGAGCGCCGCUGGUGCAGGGAGCGCCGCUGGAGCAGGGAGCGCCGCUGGUGCAGGGAGCGCCGCUGGUGCAGGGAGCGCCGCUGGUGCAGGGAGCGCCGCUGGUGCAGGGAGCGCCGCUGGGAGCGCCGCUGGUGCAGGGAGCACUGCAGGAGCAGGGAGCGCCGCUGGUGCAGGGAGCACUGCAGGAGCAGGGAGCGCCGCUGGUGCAGGGAGCGCCGCUGGUGAAGGGAGCGCCGCUGGUGAAGGGAGCGCCGCUGGUGAAGGGAGCGCCGCUGGUGAAGGGAGCGCCGCUGGUGAAGGGAGCGCCGCUGGUGAAGGGAGCGCCGCUGGUGAAGGGAGCGCCGCUGGUGAAGGGAGCGCCGCUGGUGAAGGGAGCGCCGCUGGUGAAGGGAGCGCCGCUGGUGAAGGGAGCGCCGCUGGUGAAGGGAGCGCCGCUGGUGAAGGGAGCGCCGCUGGUGAAGGGAGCGCCGCUGGUGAAGGGAGCGCCGCUGGUGAAGGGAGCGCCGCUGGUGAAGGGAGCGCCGCUGGUGAAGGGAGCGCCGCUGGUGAAGGGAGCGCCGCUGGUGAAGGGAGCGCCGCUGGUGAAGGGAGCGCCGCUGGUGAAGGGAGCGCCGCUGGUGAAGGGAGCGCCGCUGGUGAAGGGAGCGCCGCUGGUGAAGGGAGCGCCGCUGGUGCAGGGAGCGCCGCUGGUGCAGGGAGCGCCGCUGGUGAGGGGAGCGCCGCUGGUGAGGGAGCGCCGCUGGUGCGGGGAGCGCCGCUGGUGCGGGGAGCGCCGCUGGUGA